CCGGGCGCUAGGACCUGGGGACGGUGGGAGCCCAGGCGGGCGCUAGGACCCGGGGACGGAGAGCGGUCAGUCGGGCGCUAGGGCCCGGGGAACGGUGAGAGACCGGGCGGGCGCUAGGACCCGGGGACGGCCGCUGGGGCCGACGUCCGCCAGUCACGGCAGCCCGGGGCUCGCUCUUUGGUCGUGUGUUGUGAAGUCUGUAAGGGCGAAUUUCCGUCCCCAGCGGGAUUCUCAGUGAGGCUCCGCACCGCAGACUGAACAGGCGAUGAAACCUGCAGCCAGUAUCCUGCUUGUGGGAGAGGGGAACUUCUCCUUUUCUGCCUCCCUGUGUGAUCGUGUGUCCAGAGACACCCUGAUUGUUGCUACUUGUUAUGAAAGUGAAGAAACAAUAACCAAGCAUGAACGUGCAGUCAAUAAUGUUAAUUACUUACUGGAGAGAGGAGCAGAAGUCUGCUUUCUAGUGGACUGUACCAACCUCCAGGGAUGUCCAUCCUUAAGAAGCAGGCUGUUUGACAGGAUUAUAUUCAAUUUCCCUCACUGUGGCAGGAAGGCUGGAGUGAAAAAGAACAGAGAACUUCUGGCUAAAUUCUUUUUGAGUUGUGCAGAUGUUCUAACUGCGAAAGGUGAUGUGCAUGUAACCCUGUGUAAGGGGCAGGGAGGGACCGGUGCUGAUCAACCAACACGAAACUGGCACAACAGCUGGCAAAUAGUUGCCAUGGCUGCUGGAGCUGAGUUCAUUCUGACUAAAGUGCACGCAUUUGACACUACUUGUCACUACGGCUACACAAGCACAGGCUAUAGGAGUCAAGAUAAGCCCUUCUGUGUUGAUGGAGCUGUAACCCAUGUGUUCACCAGAAGUUUACCUAUCGGCAAGAUGGAGCCCAUUGUUAUGGAAACCGUGAUUGGGAAUGAAUGCUGUUCCUUCCAGAUCCCUGAAGAACUUGUUGAUAAAAUAAACAGGAAUUUUAUUCAGAAAGGUUCGAAUCAUCCAGUGAAUGUCAUUAAAGAACUGUUAACAAAGCAGAUUGCAACCAAAGUAGCUGUUCAGGAGCUGGAAAAUGACUUUCCACUGCUGUUAAAGUUUGAUCCUGGAGACCCCUGCUUCAGAUCCAAGGUUCCCGAGUCUGAACUUUAUUUUGUUACCUGUCCCAGCUGUUGGGUAGAUCGAUGCAGAAACUUAACCGGGCCCCCCUGUUAUGAAUGUUCUGUGCCGAUGUCUGAUCUGAGCCUAGGGAACAAGACGGGGCAGAAAAUAGAUUGCAAAAUGCUAAAAGGAGCUGAGCUUCCUGAUGUGAUGGUUUGUGGCAGGUACUAUUUCCGCCCUACUCUGACGGGAUACCUGGACAAAGUGCUGCAAAGACCAGACUUCAGAGCUGAAGUAGUCUACGUCCUCAGUGGCAUAGUUUUCAGGAAAUGCCUGAUUACACCACAAACGACGCCUGCCUUCCACGAGAUGGUUUUGGUUGCUGCUUUUAAUGAUAAAGGACAACCAGAUUUCUUCCACCAGUUUAUGUGCUCUCUGGAGGACACCAUCAUGUUCCUUGUGAAGUUGACCUCAAGGACCAGCAGUUCUGAAAUUUACCAGAUGGAUAAUAGCUUACCUCCAAUUGUCUUUAAAGAGGAGACCGGUGGAAAAUGCUGGAGUAUUUACUUUGAGGACGUGGUACAGCCAGACUUUAUAAAUACAGCAAUUGGAAAAUUGGAUCUUACUCAUCAUCAACAGAUCAGUGGUGAGCCAAGUAUCUGUGUUGCUACGAUAAACCUUGACUUGUUGUCUAUGGUGCUUUACCAAGUAAGUGACUGGAGGCUGCUCUGGACAUUCGAUGAACGCUUUCUAAACCAGAUUAGUGGAUCAGAAUUGAAGCCUCUCUCUGGUUUCUCGCUCUAUCCACCCUCUUACAUACACGAUGUCAGCUUCUGGGUUGAUACCGAUGUAAAACCAGAUGAGCUGGAACUCCAUGCCCUUGUGAGGCGGGUCAGCAGAGAGUCAGUGAGAGGAAUGAAGCUGAUUGACAGUUUCUGUCAUCCUCAGAGCAAACGUACAAGUUACUGUUAUCGGUUAACAUACCAGUCAUGUGACAAAGCAUUAUCUUACCAACAAGCAUUCCAAAUGCAAAUGGAUCUCAGAGAGGAACUGCAGAAAACCCUACAAGUAAUUCUCAGAUAAAGACCUUGGAUCAGGGUUUUUUACCAUUUGAGCAUAAGAUUGGUUGUUAAUACCAUCACUGUUUCAAAUCCCUUCCUGGUCUCACCACUUCCCAAAACUUUCUCUGCUACGUUGACAGUUGCAUUACUGCUGCUUCCUGCAAUCAUGCAGAACCAUCAGUUCCAUUGCCAUUACCACCAACUUCCACCCUGCCCUCAAAUUCCCCUGGACGAUCUCUGACACUUAGCGCCAGAGUUGUACAGCCUAGAAAGAGGCCCUUCAGCCCACCACUUCCUACUAAACUUCAGGCCAAUCUAUACUAAUCUUACCUACCUGAAUUACCUCCACAUCCCUCUGUGCCCUGCUCAUUCAAGUACCUGUCCACAUACCUUCAAUGUUGUUACUGUUCCUGCCUCCACCACCUCCUCUGGCAGUUCACUCCAGAUACCAACUGCUCUUUAUUUGAAACAUUUACCCUCGGAUCCCCUUUAAACCUUCUCCCUCUCACCUUAAACCUAUGCCCUCUAGUUUUAGAUCAAUAUCUGCUGUAACCUUAGACAACCUUCUUCACUGUUCACCACACCAUCAACUCUGGUGUCAUCUGCAAACUUACUGAUCAUUGCCUCCUACAUUCUCAUCCAAAUCAGUAAUGUACGUGACAAGCACAGGGGACCCAGCACCAAUCCCUGUGGUACACCACUGGUCACAGGCCUCCAAUCUGAAAAUCCCUCCACUGCCACCCUCUGCCUCCUACCACUGAGCCAAUUUUGUAUGCAAUUGACUAGCUCACCCUAGAUCCCAUGUGAUCUAACUUUCUGCACCAAUUUACCAUGCGGGGCCUUGUCAAACAUCUGCCACCCUGCACUUAUCAAUCCUCUUGGUCACCUCUUCAGAAAAAAAAAACUCCAUCAAAUUUGUGAGACAUGAUCUUCCACGCACAAAGCUGUGCUGACUAUCCCUAAUCAGCCUUGCCUUUCCAAACGCAAGCAAAUUUUUCCCACCACUGAUAUUCUGCUUAUUGGCCUGUAGUUCCCUGGUUUAUCCCUGCUGCCCUCUCUUCCUCUUCUGGAUCUCUCUGGCUUCCUCUCAGGAGACAGACUUGCCACUGACAUUCACAACAAACCCACCUCCUCCCACCCUGCCUCCUGUAAGGAUGCCAUCUCUUUUUCUCAAUUUCUCUGCCUCUGUUGCAUGUUCUCAAGAUGAGGCCUUCAGCUCUAGGGCUUCUGAAGUAUCCUCCUCCUGUCCACAACAGCUAUCUCCAGCUUCCAGCCUCCCUCCCACUCCCACACCAACCUGUCUGUCCUCAGCCUUUCCAUUGCUAUGGAGAGGCCAAACGUCAUUUGGAAGAAUGAUGUCUGAUAUUCUGCUUGGAUAACUUACAACUCGAUAGAAUGAACACUGGAUUAUCUAAUUUCAGGUAACCCACACCCCCGUGCUCUCUUCCCACACUCACCCAUCCGCCUAGUUUUAUGCUCCUUUCCCACCCUCUUCCCCCACCUGGUUCCACCGAUCACCCACCAGCCUCUAUCCCACUCCCCCGCCCCUGUACUGCUGUACACUGGCAAUCAUUCCUCUUCCCUCUCAGUCCUGAUACAGGGUCUCGACCUGAAACAUCGACUUACACCCGUUGCCUCCACAGAUGCUGCUUGACCCCCGAGUUCUUCCAGCAUUCUGUGAUUUUGUUCCAGAUUCCAGCAUCUGCAAUCUCUUUUAUCUUCAUGGUCUCACCCUUCCCAUUUUGUCAACUUCUGCAACCCUCUGAGAUAAUUUCAGCCUCUUGAUCAUUCCCAUGUUGAAUUGGUGGUUGUGCCUUCAGCUUCCAAAGACACAGGCUCUGGAAUUCCCUCAUGAACCUCUGUCUUUUUCAGAUGAUCCUUAAAUGAAUAAAUAACUUUUAUUUUUGUAUCCAAGUUUUUGGUUAUCUAUUGUAACACUUCCUAACGUAGUCCAGCCCAAUUUCCUGUUAAGUACUUUGGAACAUUUUGCCUCAGUCAAUUUGAGGCAAAUAUAAAUUAUUGCUGCUUCAGGAAGAAUCUCACAAAUA
This is a messenger RNA of Pristis pectinata (smalltooth sawfish), 4193 nucleotides long. RefSeq names its product ferredoxin-fold anticodon binding domain containing 1 (gene fdxacb1). The transcript is spliced from 7 exons. Gene Ontology annotation, molecular function: rRNA (uridine-N3-)-methyltransferase activity. The coding region runs from base 266 to 2167 and encodes 633 amino acids. Lineage: Eukaryota; Metazoa; Chordata; Chondrichthyes; Rhinopristiformes; Pristidae. Gene Ontology annotation, cellular component: cytoplasm. Gene Ontology annotation, biological process: rRNA base methylation. The record is from RefSeq and is a predicted model, not a curated record.